AUGGCCCUUGUGGUCCUCAUGCUCACCUUGCUUCUCAGCCUCUUCGGACUGGGGUCAGGCCAGUGGCAGGUGAUGGGACCAGACAAGCCCGUCCAGGUUGUGGUUGGGGAAGAUGCAGUGUUCUCAUGCUUCCUCUCUCCUAAGACAAGCGCGGAGGCCAUGGAAGUGCGAUUCUUCAGAGAUGAGUUCCGGGCUGUGGUGCACCUGUACAGAGAGGGGAAAGACGAGCACCAUAUGCAGAUGCCGGCCUAUCAAGGGAGGACUGAAUUACUGAAGGACUCCAUAGCGGAGGGGCGUGUCUCCCUGAGACUGAAGAAGGUCACUCUCUCCGACACUGGUCUCUAUGGAUGCUGGUUCAGAUCCCAGAAUAAUGACCAGGAGGCCAUCUGGGAGCUACAGGUGUCAGCAUUGGGCUCAGCUCCUCUGGUUUCUGUCAUGGGAUAUGUGAAUGGAGGCAUCCAGCUACUCUGCAAGUCCUCAGGCUGGUUUCACCAACCCACAGUGAAGUGGAAAGACCCACAAGGACAUGAUUUGCCCUCAGACUCAAAGGUGAAUGCAGACAGAUGGGGUCUGUUUGAUGUGGAGACUUCCCUGAUAGUCCAAGAAAAUGCUGGGAUCACAUCAUGUUCAAUCCAGUACUCUGACCAGACCCCAGAGGUGGAAUCGAGGGUAUGGAUAAGAGGGAGAAUGCAGGCAGAAUUGGACUGGAGAAGGAAGCAUGCAGUGGCAGAACUGAGAGAGGCCCGGAAACAUGCAGUGGAGGUGACCCUGGACCCAGAGACAGCUCACCCCCAGCUCUACAUUUAUCAUCUGAAAGCUGUGUGCUAUAGGAACAUUGGCCAGGACGUGACCUACUCGGACAAGAGAUUUGCAAGCAAAUGUGUGGUGGCUUCUGAGGGAUUCCAGGCAGGAAAACAUUACUGGGAGGUGGACGUGGGACACAAUGUAAUGUGGUAUGUGGGAGUGUGCCAGGACAACGUGAACAGGAAUAUGAAAAAUGUGCAUUUGUCUCCCAACAAUGGGUACUGGGUGUUUGGACUGAAUAGGAAACAUGAGUAUGUCACAUUCAAAACCUGUAGAAUCACCCUCUCUCUGAGAACACCCCUUACACGAGUUGGGGUCUUCCUAGACUAUGAGGGUGGGACCAUCUCCUUCUACAAUGUAAAUGAUCAGUCCUUCAUUUAUAUGCUGACACAACAGUUUGAAGGGUUAUUGAGGCCCUACAUACAGCAUUAUGUGAAAAAGGAGACAAAAGUGACUCCCAUUGUGAUCUGCCCAGUUUCCCUGGGAUCAGAAGAAUCACUUUCUGACACAGACAACCUGGAGCCCACCCCACAGGUGACCACACCCUUCCUGUCCAG
Messenger RNA from Hipposideros armiger (great roundleaf bat), 1361 nucleotides. Its product is annotated as butyrophilin-like protein 3. Lineage: Eukaryota; Metazoa; Chordata; Mammalia; Chiroptera; Hipposideridae. Gene Ontology annotation, biological process: T cell receptor signaling pathway; regulation of cytokine production. The annotation marks the transcript as partial. The record is from RefSeq and is a predicted model, not a curated record. Gene Ontology annotation, cellular component: external side of plasma membrane. The transcript has 7 exons. Gene Ontology annotation, molecular function: signaling receptor binding.